CGCAGCGUCAGCCGCCUCCUUCCACCGAAGCCGCGGCACCUCGAAGGCUGGUCGUUGAGGGGGCAGGGAGGAAGAGAUCUCCUAGGCUGAUCAUCCCUCCUGCUGCUUCCCCCCCGCUCCCGAGCCCGCCUGACGCCCCUCCGCCGGUGAGCAGGGGUUAGGAGUUAGGACAGGAAGGAAGAAGAAAAGGAGGGGGUUCAGCAUGAAGGCGCUCAUUCUUGUUGGAGGCUUUGGCACUCGCCUUCGGCCUUUGACGCUCAGUUUCCCAAAGCCGCUUGUUGAUUUUGCGAACAAGCCCAUGAUUCUGCAUCAGAUUGAAGCCUUGAAAGAAGUUGGAGUAACAGAAGUUGUUUUGGCCAUCAACUACCGCCCAGAGGUAAUGCUCAACUUUCUGAAGGACUUUGAGGAUAAGCUUGGCAUCACAAUCACAUGUUCCCAAGAGACUGAGCCCUUAGGAACUGCUGGCCCUCUUGCUCUAGCAAGGGACAAACUUGUGGAUGGGUCUGGCGAGCCAUUCUUUGUCCUCAACAGUGAUGUCAUAAGUGAAUACCCUUUUGCUGAGCUCAUAAAAUUUCACAAGAACCAUGGUGGCGAGGCAACUAUUAUGGUCACUAAGGUGGAUGAGCCAUCAAAAUAUGGUGUUGUGGUUAUGGAGGAGGUCACUGGAUUGGUUGAAAAAUUUAUUGAGAAGCCAAAAAUAUUUGUAGGCAACAAGAUCAAUGCGGGAAUUUACUUGUUGAAUCCGUCUGUUCUGGACCGCAUUGAACUGAAGCCAACUUCAAUUGAGAAAGAGGUCUUUCCUCGAAUUGCAGCUGAUGAAAAGCUCUACGCCAUGGUCCUUCCAGGUUUUUGGAUGGAUGUUGGCCAACCAAGGGACUACAUUACAGGCUUGCGUCUUUAUCUGGAUUCAAUUAGGAAGAGAUCAGCUGACAGGCUAGCCGCUGGAGCACAUAUUGUUGGGAACGUGCUAGUGCACGAGAGUGCCAAGAUUGGCGAAGGUUGUCUGAUUGGUCCUGAUGUUGCUAUUGGUCCUGGAUGCAUCGUGGAGGAUGGUGUGAGGCUUUCCCGCUGCACGGUGAUGCGCAGCGUGCGUAUUAAGAAGCAUGCUUGCAUAUCAAACAGCAUUAUUGGAUGGCACUCAACUGUUGGACAAUGGGCACGAAUAGAAAAUAUGACUAUCCUAGGAGAGGAUGUACAUGUAGGUGAUGAGGUCUAUACCAAUGGUGGUGUUGUUCUCCCCCAUAAAGAGAUCAAGUCAAGCAUCCUGAAGCCUGAGAUUGUCAUGUGAGGCUGUGAGCUAACCUUUUGUAUGUUAUGGUACACUCAAGUUGUUUUAAUGUGCCCAUCUUUAUACAUGUGAGGCUUCCAAGAUGUUGACCUUAUAUGUGUAUCGUUCACAUUCUGAUACUAUUUGUCAGCAAGAACUCAGUGUGCCAUCAUUAUUUGU
Oryza brachyantha (malo sina) is the source of this 1447-nucleotide messenger RNA. Its product is annotated as probable mannose-1-phosphate guanylyltransferase 3. Gene Ontology annotation, biological process: GDP-mannose biosynthetic process; cell wall mannoprotein biosynthetic process. The transcript is spliced from 5 exons. The record is from RefSeq and is a predicted model, not a curated record. Bases 203 to 1288 code for a protein of 361 amino acids. NCBI's taxonomy places the organism in Eukaryota, Viridiplantae, Streptophyta, Magnoliopsida, Poales, Poaceae. Gene Ontology annotation, cellular component: cytoplasm. Gene Ontology annotation, molecular function: GTP binding; mannose-1-phosphate guanylyltransferase (GTP) activity.